AUGAAUCAAUACCACAAUACUCUGCAGCUGACAGCACUAACCACCAAAGUCCUGAUCCGACGCGAAAAUAGAAAACAUGUGUGCGGCGAGCGACCCGUGAAGGGGUUAAUUACCUCAUGCUUGGCUGCUGGCGCCGAUUGCGCCGUGGCCGCCUCGGCCAUGGAGAAACUUGUUGGCGCGAGGAACAGCAUCAGCAUGCGGAUCAACGCACCGAACGAGAUGCCUGUUACCCUGCAGCCGUUCACGGCCGAGGUAUUCUAUACUGUCCGCAGUGACAAUGCCGUGACCGUUGCGGUGCUGUCCCAGCUCCUCUUUGACUUUCAGCAGCGAAGCGCAUGGCAAGACGUGCGUUCUGCCCUCACCACUGGCGUCGUCGUGGAACUCUCGUCUGAGGAGCCGGCUGCAUCCACAAAGCGUCCAACGCGUCAGCUGUCCACCAGCCAAGCCAAGCUUAUCAGCAAGCCGUCCUUGAUCAGCAAGAGUGUCCUCUUGUUACCUUGUUACUCCAAAUCUGCCACCACCCAAAAUUCCUGGCUGGCCACCACCUUGGACCUGUCAAACGCGCCUCAUCUCAUUCCCCCCCUCCUCUUCGGCUCCCUCUCCAUAGUUACAUCCACGACGACCCAAAGGCAACCCACCAUCACCGAUUCACUCGAUAAUACUACCUACCUGCCCGACCGCACAAAACGACCGCAAGCGCACAAGCAAAAAAAGCACAGAAUCGGAAGAAAAAAAACUAUACGCUCAGCGACGAAGCGCAACCAUCGCAGGAAACGCCUUUAUAUCACACGCCCCCCUCCGUCGGGCGGCUCUACCCCUAUCGCUCCGAUGUGGUGGACAUUCAGCGUGCUCUUCAGCGCCGUCUUCCUCUUCACUAUUGUCCUGUCCAUCCCCGUCGCCUUUGACGUCGGCGGCCGGGACUCGGGCCUGGCCUACAGCCUCGCCCUCUUUGUCUACUAUGUCGCCUACUCGUCGCUCCGCAUCGCCGUCCCUGAGCGCUCGCGCUUCGCCUGGUCCGUCCACGCCUUCCUCCGCCUCUCCCAGUGGGUCGUGAUUCCGGCCCUGCUCAUCUGGGCCCUUGGCCAGUUCGCCAUCGACGCCCCCAGCAGCGCCGGCUGGGUCGAGCGCACCCUCGGCGGCGUCCUCCAGUCAGCCCGGCCCGCCGCCGUCUCGGCCUCGUGGUCCGACUACUUCUUUGGCAAGCAUGGCCUGCUCGAGACCGUCACCCUCGGCGUCUGGGACAAUAUUCUCCGCUACUCUGGGCCCAUCUUCCAGCUGCUCGAGGGCUUUUGCACCUUGCUGGUCAUCCAGGCUGCCGGCCAGAUUACGCGCUGGCUCGUGAACCGUGGACGCAGCGAUACCUGGGUGAUUGUUCUCCUCGUCUUCUCCGCCUCCAUCAUCGCCAGUGCCGUCUACUUUCUCUGGCGAGUCGCCCAGUUCCCCCAAAUUAGCAACUUUGAUGCCACCCUUAUUGGUGUCACCAUGACCACAGCUGUCUUUCUCUGCGCCUACGGUAUCGGGAGUGGACGCGGCAGUCCCGUCGAGUCGUCGCUGCUCUUUGCCUACGUCGUUCUUUGCGUCUACCAGAUCUUUACCGACUACAUGCCCUCCGACCAGGGAGCCAACCCCGACGACCUCGGUGUCUCCCAGCCCGAGUUUCCGCCUCUGCCGCCCAUCAUCAUGGCCUCGUACUCGACCGUCAUCCACCUCCUCAGCUCCUUGCCCAGCGCCAUGCACUCGUCGCUCGCCUUUCUCUACGCCGCCUUCCAGACGAUUACGCCGUCCGUCAUCAUCUCCCUCACGUACAGGCUCCUCGUCUUCUACUGCGCCACCCGCAUCAUCCCCUCGGUGCGCGACCUCGGCGCGAGAGCGCUGCUGCGAGACCCCGACUUUGACGACACGGAAACUUCCAGCGUCUUUCUGGGCAUCCUCAGCUGGUUCUCCCCGUCCAUCCUCGUGUCCGUCUACACCAGCUUGCUGCUCCAACACUUUUCCGCCAGCGAAGGGCCUGAUGGCUGGACGUUGCGCGCCGGGGACGCGGGCAGCAGCAACUGGCGCUGGAUCAAUGUUGGUCUCACCAUGGUCCUAUACGGUGUCGAGCUGUAUCUUGGCACUGAGCAACAAGACCAUUGGAAGGUGGACUAA
Cordyceps militaris CM01 is the source of this 2145-nucleotide messenger RNA. RefSeq names its product ICE2 family protein. Gene Ontology annotation, cellular component: cortical endoplasmic reticulum; endoplasmic reticulum membrane; perinuclear endoplasmic reticulum. The transcript has 8 exons. Gene Ontology annotation, biological process: endoplasmic reticulum inheritance; septin ring assembly. The record is from RefSeq and is a predicted model, not a curated record. Bases 1 to 2145 code for a protein of 714 amino acids. NCBI's taxonomy places the organism in Eukaryota, Fungi, Ascomycota, Sordariomycetes, Hypocreales, Cordycipitaceae.